Messenger RNA from Naegleria lovaniensis, 2169 nucleotides. RefSeq lists its product as uncharacterized. The coding region runs from base 1 to 2169 and encodes 722 amino acids. NCBI's taxonomy places the organism in Eukaryota, Heterolobosea, Eutetramitea, Acrasida, Naegleriidae. Gene Ontology annotation, molecular function: ATP hydrolysis activity. The record is from RefSeq and is a predicted model, not a curated record. The transcript has a single exon.
AUGUCACAAAACCAUUCAAGUGCCAAGUUACGUUUACAAAAGCUCGCACAUAUUUGCAUUCUUCUCGUUCUCAAUCACAAGUAUCCAUUGGGUCUUCAAUCGGAAUAUCUUUUCAUUUACAUUUUUGACUUACCUUUCAUCAGAAGAGAUGAAAAAGUAACUCAUCAAUUGAAAGAACUCAUUCCGAAUGAAGAGGCUUUGCCGCACUUGAUUCAAGAAUUUGAAAAACCACAACAGCAACAAUUCAUUCAUUCCGAACGAAAUGAAGAAGAUUUAGAUUUUAAAUUAAAAACUCCUCUCGAAAAAGGAAUUUCCAUUCCGCAACAUGUUGUCAAAACUCGGGAUGGAAAUAUCAAGUUUUUCAAACACGUGUUGGGAUGUUCCUCGUUGAGUGCUUUUGAAAUUGCCUCCAUGAUGGUGAGUUAUCCAUUGGAAGAGGCUACACAACGAGUGGCAAGUUAUUUCAAUCCAAAGAAUAAGAUGAAGAAGGCAGAUCAUUUCUCUGAAUGUGUGGAAAAACAUUGUGAAAAUCAAUGUGACCAGUUGAAUCAUUCAGAGGAAUUAAUAAUUUCAAAGAGUGACCAAUCGCAUCAUGAUGUGUUGAAAAAGGAAGAAGAACCAACCAUGGUUGAAAUUAAAAGUAGUGGAAUAGGAAUGACACUUUCGACAGAAUCCAGAGGAGAACAACAACAUGUUGAACCAUGGGGAAAUGAAGACGAUCAUGACUCCAAUUGUUAUGAAUUUUUCACACACCAAUCGGCCAAUACUGUGAAGAGCUCUGAACAACAACAACAGAACCAUUUGGAACGAAAAAAGAUCCCUAAUGAAAAAAGAACAUGUCUUGAUGAAACAUCACAAGAAAAGCAAUUUCAGAAUUCCUCAAUUUCCAACAUGAAUGUAAAAUCUCAAGAACAUGUUCAAAAACAAAUCAGAAAGAGGAAAGAUCUACAACAAGUAUCCACAAUUAAUACGCACAACACUGUUGAAAGAGGUUAUAAUAGUAGCUCCAAACAUCACACUUUAUCAAGUAGUGGUAAUAAUAGAAUUGGAAAUUGCAAAGUAAUUCAUCAAAUUGAAGACUUGUUGGACAUUUUCCCAUCAACAAUCAAAACUAAAAUUCAAGAAAUUUGCAAGAAUCGAAUGGACCAAUUGGUAGAAAUUGUAAUGGACAAAGAAAGACCAUUUACUUUUUAUUUUUAUGGUGAGGAAUCAGAGCCAGUAUGUGACCAAGAUUUUAUCGCAAGUGGAGAUGACAUUAUUGAAUUGUGCCAGAAACUCCAUUUUGCAUCUGAUGAUCGAGCAGGUGUCGAUGGAACUUUACACAGAAUUUCAAGAAUUGAGAGUCGACAGAAGCAUCAACCUAUUGGUCUUACCAUUCGAGUUGGACGAGCGGUCAUUGGUUUAGGAAAUGUCUUUAAGGAUCUUCUUGAAAGUGACAAGAACAUUCUCUGUUUGGGUCAUCCAGGAAGUGGUAAAACAACAGCCAUUCGUGACAUUGCAAGAAUUCUCUCAGAACAACGUCGUGUCAUGAUUGUUGACACUUCAUGUGAAAUAGCUGGACUCGGUGACGUUCCUCAUCAAGCCGUCGGUCGUUCACGUCGCAUUCCAGUCAAAGAUAAGAAGAAACAAAAAGAGUACAUGAUCAAUGCAGUUCAAAAUCAUACUCCUCAAGUCAUUGUCAUUGAUGAAAUUGGAACGAGAGAAGAAGCAGCCACAGCUCGAACCAUUUCACAACGUGGCGUUCGAUUAGUUGCCUCUGCUCAUGGCUCUCUCGAAAGUAUGCUCAUGAAUCCAACGUUGUGUGAUUUAUUGGGUGGAGUUGAAACAGUCACUGUUGGAGAUGGUAUGGCUGCAUUUCGAAAUGGCCAAAAAGUGAUCAUGCAAACGAAAGGAAAUCCAAUUUUUCACACCGUCAUUGAAUUUGUGGAAAAGAAGAAUGAAGACUGCAGUUGGAUGGCAGUGCCUAAUGGUGGUCGUCAUGACCAAAAGAAGCAGCAGGAAUCGAGAGUCGAAUGGAGAAUUUAUACCGACGUCAAGAAUACGGUUCAAAAUAUUCUUCAAGGAAGAGAAUACACGGCACAAGUGAGACGAUUGAAACAUGACAAUGAUCCAAAUUCAGUGGAGAGUCGAGUCAUGACUUUCGAACCAGCCAAUGUGGUAUUUUUGUAA